Molecule: messenger RNA, 1391 nt
Organism: Daucus carota subsp. sativus
Lineage: Eukaryota; Viridiplantae; Streptophyta; Magnoliopsida; Apiales; Apiaceae
Product: probable long-chain-alcohol O-fatty-acyltransferase 1
Exons: 1
Coding region: 139-1251 (370 amino acids)
Biological process (GO): lipid metabolic process
Source: RefSeq, a predicted model, not a curated record
AACGGAAAGAAUAAGGCACAACUGCCUCAGCAGAUAAUCGGCAGUGAAGUAAGCCUACCCGAGACCUCGCCCUUUUGCAUGACUGUUAUAACCUAUAUCAUAGAUCUGUUUCAAUCGAGUUGAGAAUAUCAAGGAAGAAUGGAAGCUGAAAUUUGUAGGUUUAUCAUAAUUUGGGCUUCUGCCAUUUUAGGUCUUUGUUAUUGCAAUGUUGUAUCAGUUUUUGUCAGAAAAGGUAUGCCAAGGCUCAUGGCAAUAACUCCUGUCAUACUUUUCUUUGCCGUAUCUCCUCUUUACUAUCUACACACAGUCCUUUUUGGACCUGUAACUGUUUUUUGCCUGUCUUGGAUUGCCAAUUUCAAGCUUCUCCUCCUUACAUUCGACACUGGCCCCCUUUCCGACUCAUCACUUUCUCUAGUCCAAUUUGUUUCACUUGCUUGUUUGCCUAUUAUCAAGGCCUCCUCAGCACAAGACCCUCCUACCCAAAAUCCAAAGACUAAGAAACCUCAAACGGCGAGAAAUGGGCAAUAUGAAGUACUUGAAGAAAAAUCCAGACUAGUUGUGGUAUCCACAAGCAAUGACCUAAAAUCCCCUUUACAUUAUGCCAGAAGGGCAUGGGCUCUGCCCUUCAUACCCUCUGUAUAUGCUUACAGGGAAUCAAUUCAUCCAGUGCUGCGCGUUCAUAUCUAUACUUAUUAUAUGUGCAUCAUUUUAGAAAUGGAGGCAGUUACUAUUGCAAUGCUUGCACAGUGGUUGCUCAAGAUGGAUCUUGAGCAACCCUUCAACGAACCAUACCUCUCAACCUCACUCCGUGAUUUCUGGGGUCGAAGAUGGAACCUAAUUUCGACAAAGAUACUCAGAUCAACUAUAUUUAGUCCCAUAUUUCAGUACACAUCAAAAACACUAGGACAUGCAGGGGCAUUAAUCUUUUCCAUAAUGGGAACUUUUCUUGUGUCUGCUCUAAUGCAUGCGCUCCUCUACUAUCAAGUCUUUCGCGUACUUCCUUCUUGGAGUUUCCUAUGUUUCUUUGUCUUCCAAGGCUUAUGCUUAAUUAUUGAGGGUGCUAUGAGGAGCCGGUUUGCCACUAUACGUCAGGGCUUUCGACCUCCAUUUAUAUAUUUCUUCUUGAUGAGUACAUUCGCGUGGCUUGUGAUGUCAGACAUGGUAGAACAAAAUGCUGACACUGUACUUGUAAAUCAGUUUAUUGCUUCAUGGAAAGUAGUCCUUCCGUCCCAAUUUAUUUGUUUUGUUUGACUUUUUAUGGUAAAAUUGACCAAACUCUGACCGAAAUUUAUACCAGAAUAUGGGUAGAAUGCUGCAAAUUUGACCAUGCGCCACAGAUCUAUGAAUUGUGUAUUCCAAUUUGUGUUGUAAUGGAGACUGUUCCGAUAUGU